AAAGGAACCCAAAAAUGUGAUGUGUGUGCGGAAAGUCGGGGCAAUAACGAACUUCCGCUGCGAAUGUUCCCGACGUGGAAAGGACUCCGGCUCUCUGUCUCUCUACCCCUCUGCGUUUCUCUUUGUGCGCUAACUUUCUCCCUCUCUCACUUCAAAACCAAAAACUAGAGAGAGAAAGAGAGGCCUUGAGCAUGACACCUCUGUUUCUUCUUGUGAUUGCUGCUCUCCUUCGCUCUUCCAUCGCUCAGGAUUUCGAUGUUCGCCAGCAUCUCUCAACUGUUACGAGAUAUGGAGCUGUUAAAGAUGUCAGUGAUGAUAACUACAUGGAUCUUAGUGUUCCAAAUGGAUGUACUGCAGUUCACUUAAACCUUGUGGCAAGGCACGGGACACGUGCUCCUACCAAGAAACGUAUCAAGGAAUUGGAUCAACUGUCUUAUCGUUUAAAAGAACUUUUAAAUGAUGCAGAAAGGAAAGCAUCUGAUGGUGACAAGUCCCUUGAGAGCAUCCCUACUUGGUUAAGGGGAUGGCAGUCCCCAUGGCAAGGGAGAAAAAAAGGUGGAGAACUAAUAUCCCUGGGAGAGAAUGAACUCUAUGAUCUUGCCAUAAGAGUUAGGGAAAUGCUUCCAGAACUGUUCAAUGAGGAGUAUCACCCUGAUGUUUUUCCAAUCAAAACAACACAGGUCCCUCGAGCAUCUGCUAGUGCUGUGGCAUUUGGCAUAGGUCUGUUUUCCGAAAGGGGAAGUCUUGGGCCAGGACGCCAUCGUGCCUUUGUAGUUACAAGUGAGAGUCGGGCUAGUGACAUUCAUCUGAGAUUCUAUGAUACUUGUACAACAUACAAGCAAUACAGAGAAAGUCAGGAGCCUUCUGUGCAGAAGCUUAAAGAACCUACUUUGUUGGAGGUUUCCUCUGCCUUAAAGAAACGCUACCACCUAAACUUCACCGUACAGGAUAUUUGUUCCCUUUGGUUUCUCUGUAAGCAGGAAGCUUCUCUGCUUGACAAAACUGAUCAAGCUUGUGCCCUUUUCAGCCCCACUGAGGUUGCAUUACUUGAGUGGACAGAUGAUCUGGAGAUAUUCAUAUUGAAGGGUUAUGGUAAAUCACUGAACUAUCGCAUGGGAGUACCAUUGCUCCGGGAUGUUUUCUAUUCCAUGGAACAAGCCAUUGUGGCUAGGGAAGAGAAUUGUCCUUUGGGCACUUAUGAAAAAGCAAGACUAAGAUUUGCUCAUGCGGAGACUGUGAUACCAUUCACAUGUCUGCUUGGACUAUUUCUAGAAGGCUUAGAGUUUGAGAAAAUACAGAAAGAGGAGCCAUUGGAGCUACCUCCAAAACCUCCCAAAGAAAGAAAAUGGAGGGGAAGCAUAGUUGCGCCAUUUGCCGGAAACAACAUGCUUGUGCUGUAUGAGUGUAAAGGCAACAGUUCUCAAAGCACAAGAGAAUUUGUCGACAGCAGUGGCAAGUAUUUUGUGCAAGUUUUGCACAAUGAGAAACCAACUUUGAUGCCGGGCUGUGGGAAUAACUACUUGUGUCCUUUUGACAUUUUCAAGGAGAAAGUUGUUGAUCCCCAUCUUAAGCAUAGCUUCAAUUUGAUCUGCAAUGCAAGGGUGGAGACAACAGAAAUCUGUUCCAUUGCAUGUAAAUUCAUAAGGUUUUUCAGUAGGCUCGUCUUUCUCAAGGGGGAUGAAAAAUCAAAGUCCGGUGAGCGAGCAGAGCUGUAACAUGUUCUCAAAAAACGUGAGCCCCAUCAAAGUUUGGCAGUUUUGACUUAAAUGGUUUCCUUUAUUCUCUCACAUGAGCCUGUUUGCAAUGGACCUUGGUUUCAUCUCCCUCCUAGAGAAACAGAAGGGCCUAAUAGACUGAUCUGUGUGCUUGUAUCACUCUGGGAAUUGAAUGGCAUUUCCCAAUAUCACUGUAAAAGUUUAGUCAUAUAAUUCGAGUUUGGUGCAUGAACAA
Amborella trichopoda is the source of this 1950-nucleotide messenger RNA. RefSeq lists its product as uncharacterized. Gene Ontology annotation, molecular function: inositol phosphate phosphatase activity; acid phosphatase activity. NCBI's taxonomy places the organism in Eukaryota, Viridiplantae, Streptophyta, Magnoliopsida, Amborellales, Amborellaceae. The record is from RefSeq and is a predicted model, not a curated record.